This is a messenger RNA of Aegilops tauschii subsp. strangulata, 1932 nucleotides long. RefSeq lists its product as uncharacterized. The record is from RefSeq and is a predicted model, not a curated record. NCBI's taxonomy places the organism in Eukaryota, Viridiplantae, Streptophyta, Magnoliopsida, Poales, Poaceae. Gene Ontology annotation, molecular function: protein binding.
AAAAGGGCCGCGUCGGCCUCGCGCAAGCCCGCCCGCCCACCCACCACGGCCCCGGCGAUGGCCGCCGCAGCCAUGGACGGCCUCGACGAGGAGUCGCUGCAGGAGCUGCGGAGCCGGGCGACGCGGCUGCUGCUCAAGGAGGACUGGGAGGGGUACGCCGCCGUCUGCUCCCGCAUCGUCCACGGCGCCGCCGCCGCGGACCGCCGGGUGCUCUGCUCCGCGCUCGCCCACCGCGCCGACGCCCGCGCGCGCCUCGGCGACCGCCCCGGCGCGCUCGCCGACUGCGACGCCGCGCUCGCCGCCGACCCGGCCCACCCGGCCGCGCUGCUCGCCAAGGGCGCGCUCCUCCGCGGCCUCGGCCGCUACGCGCUCGCCGCCGACUGCCUCCGCGCGGCGCUCCCCGCGGGCGCCGGAGGCGCCGACGAGGCGCGGGAGAUGCUCGAGCAGUGCAGGCGCCUCGAGGCGCAGGCCAGGAGCGGGGCGGUGGACCUGUCGGACUGGGUCCUCGCCGGGUUCUCCGGGAAGUGCCCGGACCUCGCGGAGUACGUCGGCCCGGUGGAGGUGCGCCGGUCCGCGCACGGCGGCCGAGGGGUCUUUGCGGUGAAGGGCGUUGAGGCGGGGGCCACGCUGAUGAUCUCCAAGGCGGUGGCGACGGGGAGGGGGGUGAUCCCGGAUGCGGCGGACAGCGACGAGAAGAUGGUGGUCUGGAAAGACUUCGUAGACAAGGUGCUCGACGCCGCGGAGAGGUGUCCGAGGACGGCGUCUUUGAUCUAUACUCUGUCCACCGGCGAGGAGCAGGAAGACGAGCUCGCCUUGCCGGACAUGGCAGUGUUCAAGCCAGAAUCAGAGGAUCUCAGCGACGGCGUACCGGAGGCUGGCAUUGGCACACGAGAGGCUCUCGAUGUGGACAGGAUCAUGAAGGUGCUCGACGUGAAUUGCUUGACGGAGGACGCGCCGUCUGCCAAUCUUCUCGGCAGCAAUGGCAUCGUCAACUGCGGCGUGGGGCUGUGGAUCUUGCCGUCGUUCCUAAACCACUCCUGCCACCCCAAUGCCCGGCGCACCCACGUCGGGGACCACGCCAUUGUUCACGCCUCGAGGGACAUCAAGGCCGGGGAGGAGGUCACGUUCCCCUACUUCGACGUGCUCACCCCGGCGGGGAAGCGCCGGGAGGCGGCAAGGGCGUGGGGGUUCGAGUGCCGGUGUGACCGGUGUCGGUUCGAAGCCGAGGACGCCGUUCUCAGGCAGGAGCACGUGAGAUCAGAGAACGAGCUGGUUAAUGGAGGAGUAGACAUGGGAGCACUGGUGGUGAGGCUUGAGGACAAGAUGAGGAAGUCCAUGGUGAAGGAGAGGCGAAAGGCAUUCGUGCGUGCAUCAUUCUGGAGCGCGUACUCUUCAUUGUUCGACAAUGGCAGGUUGAUGAGGAAAUGGGGGAGGAAGGUUCCCGGAGAGGCCGUCAUCGCAGAGAGUGUCGCCGGCGCGGUCGGUGGCAGCGAGAGUGUACUGAGGGCAAUGCUGAGGGGCGCCGACAAUGGCAAUGGCUGCGGCAAUCGGCUGGAGGUUGAGGACAAGGUGGUGAGGAUUGGGAGGGCUACCUAUGGCAAGGUAGUGAAGAGGCAGGCAAUGAGGGCUCUCUUCAGACUUACACUGGAGGGUGACAACAGCAAAAGCCUCUAGGUUUUUAUUCUUUAUUCGUUGGUUCAGAUAGGUUUGUUGCAGCAAAUGUUCUUGUUUGCUCGGUGUUUUGUAAUAAGAGGGUGGCAGAGAGUCAAGAUCAUCCAUGAGAGCUCUAUUUCUAUACUCUCUUGGUCUUGGUUUCGGGUAAUUCUUCCAGUGUUUGACAAGAAUUCCCCAAUUUUAACCAUGUCAUUUAUCAAGUGAUGUACUUCCAAGCAAUGGAUUAGGAUUUAGGAAUGAAAUUGUGCCUUACACAUA